Penaeus vannamei (Pacific white shrimp) is the source of this 2577-nucleotide messenger RNA. The record is from RefSeq and is a predicted model, not a curated record. NCBI's taxonomy places the organism in Eukaryota, Metazoa, Arthropoda, Malacostraca, Decapoda, Penaeidae.
GCGGCGGGGGCGGAGUUGCUCGCGAGUCCUGCAGUCUCGCUCCGCCGCAGCGACCACAGCAAAUAAACAUAAGCAGAGGAUGAAGCAAGUCUCAUGACACCUGCCUUUGCAAGCAAGCUCAGCCAAAAGUUGCUCACGUGAAACUUUGCCUGCGGAUACUGCAAGGAGUAAAUCUUCCAAAGGCAAUGGCUCACCAGAAGCUGGCAUUUGAUGAUGGAGAAGUGCCCAAAAACCCGUGAAAGUCAGGUCAUAGAACCCUGUGGAAGCAGAGGUCAAAAGAGGCCAAGAAAGAUUCAUCCCUCAAUGAAAAUUAUACAGAUGCAUCUUUGACUGUGACCGAGAUGAUUUGCCAACUUGCACACAUCUGAUCCCUUAAUCAUACAAGACCAAUAAUGUCUUUCAGUUUCAUCACCAGUAUGAUUUAGUCUCAGGUUAUUACUGAGUGUAUGUAGAAAGGAUAUCUAUGCAAAUGAAAUAUCUCGAUGCAGUGUGUGAUGGUGGGGAUAGGUUGGUAUGUGUGGCUGUUGGUGUGCUUGGCAUGGUGGGUGAUAUCAGCAGAAGCCACAGCAUCUUUCCCUGAUGACCUGCUGACCAUUGCAGUACUCAUGACUCUGCAGUAUUCCUUUAUGCUUCUCUUCAUCAUCUCGGCAGCACAUCUUUACCACACUGUCCUCCCACACCCUGCUAAUGGUAUUGUUGGCAGUUGGUUCACCUAAGGUCACCAGUCAAGCUGGUAUAGACAGACUUCACAACAGGAGAACUUUGGUAAAGAUACAGUUUUUAUGUGAAUGUUGGAAAGUUCAUUACAUGGUAUGUGUUAAAGGUUUAGAGUAUAAAGAUUUUUUUUCUCUCUGUUUCUCUCUCUCUUAAAAAAAAAAAAAAAAACAAAAAAAUCAGUUCAAAAUUUCCUUAAAAUGUGUUCUAAAACUAACAUGAAGCAGAAAUAACUUGUAUGUGAAUUUAUGCUGUUACAAUUGCUACUUAUUUAAGGUUACGUGUUGAAAGAGUCAACAGCAUAGAAAGUGGAGGCCAAUCUAGCAUGGUGGUGUCUAUGGCCGGGGUGCUUGUGGCCCUGGCAGUUGUAGCUGGACAUGUGUGGAUUGUGUAUGUCUCUGCUCCGCACCUACUGCCUCCUGAUGCCUGGCUCAUCACAGCACUCGACCUUCUGGCUCACUGGGCUUUAGUUUGGGAAAUUACAGCAUUCUGUAGUUUCUUGAAUGAUGUAGAGAUCAAAGGAACUGGAGGUGGAUUUGUUUCAGAGUUGCGAAACUGUUGGAUAUAAUGGCCUGGAAUCCUUUGAAGUUUAUAGUUUAUGCUAUGAGAAACGCUUACUUGGAAAUUGUUUUUUGCCUUCGUGAAUAAGCAAAAAUCUUUUUGUGAAGCAACUUUAAGUUUAAACAAUAUGUUCUUUUUGAGAAGUUUAAUGUGUUUAAAGCUCGUUAUGUUACAGUAAGAUGGAGAGUGCAAAUUUUGAAAAAGUUCCUAAUUCAGUUGAAGAUGCAAGAAACAUGGAAGUGAACACAGCUUUUGCUGAGACAGAAUCAAGGAGCUGUAGCUCAAGAAGACCCAGUGAAAACUUUGAAGAUGUGUUAUCAAGAGCACCAAAUGAAGGAAACAAUGGCCUUACAGUGUUUAGUUCUUUAUCAACUACUCCCACAUCUGGCACAGACUAUCAGUCCUGUAGUGACCCUUCGACACCAGAGAGAAAAACGGCCCCAGAAGAAUUGGGUCCUGCUGAAGGUCAAGCUGAAGUGGCUUGCAAUGUUAAUAUGAGUGCAAAUAUUGCAAGUAAACUGAACCAGAUAAGAGCUUCUCUGGAGAACCUGGAUUUUGUAUCUGAGUGCAGUUUUGAUGACCUUGAAGUUGCUGAAGAAGUUGCUGGUCCAACUAUUCAAGAGACUGGAUCUCAUGAAAGCUUAUCUUCAGCAAGAAGGUCAUCUUCAAAACCAUCUCUUCGUCAAGUCUUUCCAUACAUUCCAUGCCUUCCAUUUGAAAAUAAUAUUGUAUUUUGUUUUGUCUUGUCUGUUUGGGAUAAUAUUGUUGGUCCCCAGACAGUAUAUGUUUGGAAAAGAAAGUCUUUCCCAAGCCAAAAAACCAUUGAUGACAUGAUUGAUGGAAAAGAACGCAUUGAUGUAGGGGAUGUUAGCAGAAACACUGUCCAGCCUUUGCCACAGUACCAACAACAGAUUGAUGGUGAUACAUUUUUAGACAAUAGUAGUCAUCAAAGAAGUGAAGAUAAGACUCAGUCAAGGAAACUGUCAGAUCAUUUGGAACAUAAUGAUAAAUCAGAUAGUGUAGAUUGGCAGGCAGUAAAUAAUAGCCACUCAGAUAACUUAGGAAAACAGUCUCUAAAUUCACGAGAAAGGAAAGUUUCAGGGAAUAAUCAAAGCAGACAUGCUAGUGGUGAUGGAAGUUUACACUCCUUACUUCAUCGAGAGGAAGAGGGUAUCGCAAAAGACAGAGGGAGUUUUCGAGAAGCAAGAAAUGUUGAGAGAAAUGAAAGUGGACACAACCUUAAGGCAAAACCGGGAAUGGCACAAAAUCCUUCUGGAAGUUCAGGGGAGGGUGAUAUACAAG